This is a messenger RNA of Alosa alosa (allis shad), 3602 nucleotides long. Its product is annotated as myopalladin-like. The coding region runs from base 99 to 2315 and encodes 738 amino acids. The record is from RefSeq and is a predicted model, not a curated record. The transcript has 11 exons. NCBI's taxonomy places the organism in Eukaryota, Metazoa, Chordata, Actinopteri, Clupeiformes, Clupeidae.
AUGAAUAUGGCUGGCCUGAGUGUGAGUGCGGCCCCUCCGCCCCACAUGAGUCCCAUGGCUCCUCCCACCUCAAUGCCACGCCCUACAGCACGAGCUACAUGCCCGCGGUGGGCGCUCCGCCUGUGCCCAAGUUCAUGACCGCACCCACGUCACCGAUGAGCGUGGCUCCCUCGUCUCUGCCCACCGUCAGCUCGUCGAUGCUCAACAUCGCUCCGCUGACCCCUCUGUCUCCGGUGCUGUCCAAACCCCCAGUGGCGCCGCUGAGUCCACCUCCACCUGUAGCCCAAGCUCCAGCACCCCAGCAGAGCCUCCCGCCACUUCCACCCGUCAGCUCCCUGUUCACUGGCGCCAGCAACUCCCAGAGCUUCAGCUACGCCCGACCCAAAGAGUUCAUCGCCGCCCAGACCCUCUCCCCCGUGAGGAGCCCCUCUCCCACUGAGUCGCCGGUGCCCCUGCUCCACGAGCUGGCUGCCGAGCUCAACCUCAAGCUGGCCCGGGAGAUGGGCUCUCCGCUGAGCCCGGCCUCGUCCGUCUCCAACUUCCCCACGUCUCCGCGCGUCUUCCACACCAGGGUGCUGGAGCCCCCCACCAGCCCCACGUACGUCUCCUCCCCGACCAUGAUUCCUCCUGCCUUCCACAACACCCCGUUUCUACGGGCCCAGUCACCCCCCCAGGCCUCGUCCCCGAGCUCCAGCAGCUCCACGCCCAGCCCCAUCCAGAACCCCGUGGCCUUCCUCAGCAGCGUCCUGCCCUCGCUGUCCUCACUGGGGGGAUCCCAGUCCACCAACUCCAUGGGCCUGCCAAAGAGGGCCCCCAUUGUGCCUCAGAGCAUUCUGAGGAAGACAGCGCGAAGCCAACGGCUUCCAUCAGAUGAGGAUAUCCGUGAGAGUAAAGAAAGCCUCAUUCACGAUAUCGAGAAAAAGCUGAGAUUUAAAGAAGACACUAUACGCCAAGGGGCACAGAAGCUGCCCUAUGAGGGGAAAGCAGCGAGCAGACCUCUUGGACCAAACAUUCCCACUGCAACUGUCAUUAACUAUGACGAGGAGUACAAGGUGUCGAACUUCGAGCAGAGGCUGAUGAGUGAGAUUGAGUUCCGUCUGGAGAGGACCCCAGUGGAGGAGUCGGAUGACGACGUGCAGCAUGACGAGAUCCCCACGGGCAAGUGCAUCGCCCCGCUCUUCGACAAGAAGCUGAAGAACUACCGGGCGAUGGAGGGAGCUCCUCUCACAUUCACCUGCAAAGUAGUUGGAAUCCCCAUCCCAAAGGUCUACUGGUUCAAGGAUGGGAAACAGAUUCUAAAGAAAAAUGAUCACUACAAGAAAUACAGGGAGGGCGAUGGAAAGUGUGCUCUGCACAUAGAAGCAGUCACUAAUGACGACGACGGCAACUAUACAGUCAUGGCUGCCAAUCCACAGGGGAGGAUGAGCUGCUCUGGCCAUCUGAUUGUCCAAACGGGUCCUGUGCGGAGUCGGCAGCAAAUUAUUAACUCUCAGAGAGUACGGGCUCGGGUCCAGGAAGUGGAGGAAGGAGAGCCAAUCCAGGAGCGCUUCUUUCGGCCUCACUUCCUGCAAGCUCCAGGGGACAUGGUGGCCCAUGAGGGGCGGCUCUGCAGACUGGACUGCAAGGUGAGUGGGUUACCAAACCCAGAGAUCAUGUGGUUACGGAAUGGGCAGCCCAUUUAUCCAGAUUUCACUCACCGGAUGCUGGUGAGAGAAAACGGCAUCCACUCGCUCAUCACUGACCCGCUGACUAAGAAGGACGCUGGCACCUACACCUGCAUCGCCUCCAACAAAGCUGGCCAGAGCUCCUUCUGCCUCGAGCUGAGAGUCGUGGAGAAAGAGAUGAAACACCCGCCCCAGUUUGUGGAGAAGCUGCAGAACACAGGCAUCGCCGAGGGUAUCCCCGUCCGACUAGAGUGCAGAGUCGUGGGCAUGCCGACACCGGUCAUCUUCUGGAAGAAAGACAACGAGACCAUUCCCCACUCUAGAGAUCGUGUGAGCAUGCAUCAGGAUGCCACUGGAUACGUUUGCCUUCUCAUCCAGCCUACCAGGAAAGAGGAUGCUGGGUGGUACACAGUUUCAGCCAAGAAUGAGGCUGGCAUCAUUUCAUGUACAGCAAGGCUAGACAUUUAUGCUCAGUGGCACCAGAACAUCCCUCCACUCCCCCAGAAGAAGAGCACGCGCCCAGUGAGCCGCUACGCUGCGCUGACCGGCCAGGGCCUGGACAUCAAGUCAGCCUUCCCCUCCAGCGACAACUGCCCCAUCCUCUUCGCCAGUUCCCCCACGGAGGCUACCCUGGAGAGCGAGGAGCUGUGAGGGGGGGGGAAAAGGGGGGGGGGUGCUUCGGGACCCCCACCCAGCCAGCUCUCAACCCCUCAGACACCACCUGUAGACUGUGCCAGAACAAGUCUAGUAUGUUUUUUUGCAGUUUGAUUGUUGUGGUUGACUGUGCUUUCACAGGGUAUAUUCAAAGAGAGUAAUUGCUAGUCAACGAUGCUGUUGUUGCUCUUCGGUCAUCUCUCUAUUUUGUUAUGUUCGUCAGGCACGUUGAUUAAAAAAAAAAAAAGUCACAGUUUGCUUACAGUAGUGAUCUCAGUGUGAGGAUUCGUCUCACCACUUAGUGUUGGGGUUGCAUAGUACGGUACGGAAGCCUACAAGUGGCUGCCAGUGGUGGAAAGUAUGCAAUGUCAUGAGUGCCAUUUAGUAAUCUCAGUCACUCAUUUCAGAAAGCAGAGGUUUCAUCUCUGCACCAUUCCAAAUGAAUAAAACUAGAUAUUGCUGAUCGAUAGCUAAACUAGUUGUUGGGCUUCACUUCUUUCUCCACUGGCUGCCACUUGAGGUUUACCAUUCACAAAUGCAAGGAUGAUACUGUAGAUGGUAGUUUAGCAUGACUUCAAAGAGCUCACAAAUCAUUUGAACUGAGUUUAAACUGGGAAUCUUCCUGCUUGAUGCUAUGCAGUUCUAAUGGAAUAUUCUGCAAAUCAACAGAUUUUAAUCGCCUUUUGGAUUUUGUGAACAAAUUCAGCUAAAUCCAGUACAUUUAAAGUGACCACACCAGUUGCCUAUCAGUAAUCAUAGACAGUACUGAAAUUAUACCAGUGUUGCAUUGUUGUAAAGAUCUUAAUAUCUUAAAGAGUCAUAUGACUGCAUAGUUCAAAUACAUGAUCAUAUUUCCAUUGUUAAAACAUAAUCUUUAUUUACUUAAAGUGACGGCCUCCAUACUCUUGUGGAAAGGUAACAGUGCAGAUUAAUGUGCUGAAUAAUGUACUGAAGGCUGAAUACUACUUUAUUUCUCUUACUGAACGUUUGCACAACACCUUAGAUGAGAGUUAUUUAAUAUACAAUAUAUAAGAUAUAUAAAAUUUGCCAUUUUGUGAGUUACAAUUUUGUCAACAAAUAUGUGCACUCUUCAAGAAAGCUUUAUAAGACGUUUUUGAAUGGGAUUCAUUGAGAGCCGUGUACGCUGGGUGGGUGUGUGGAGAACACUUGAGUUGAAAUGUUAUUUAAUAGAUUUAAUGUUUUAAGGCAAAUAUUCAAUUUGUGUAAAGUCGCACCAUGUAAAAUAGAUGUCCUUUUCUGUGAAUAAAGUUCUAUUUAUUCAAA